GUAAAUAAUCCGCCAUUUGACCUGAUAGUAAACAUCCGGUGAAAAAUGUCCUCCUACAAAGCACGAGUGGAGGAGUUAAGGGCGGUUCUUGAUGCGGAAGUGAUCGAUUUCAAAAAACUUCGAAAAAUUGUUUUUAAUGGCUGUCCUUCUGAAACAGGGCUGCGACCAAAAUGCUGGAAGUUAUUGUUGUACUACCUGCCAAAGAACAGAUCAGAAUGGGACAAGGAACUGAAAAAGCAGAGGGCUACCUAUGUACAGUUUAUUGAUGAGAUGAUAAUCAAGCCGGGAACCGAGGCCUCGGAAAACGGGGGAGUUGAAGAUGUUACAUUUGACGAUCAUCCGUUAAACCCAAACCCCGAGAGUAAAUGGCGGGCAUACUUCAAGGAUAAUGAGAUGUUGUUACAGAUAGACAAGGACUGCAGACGACUUUGUCCAGACUUGAACUUCUUCCAAAAAGCCACAGAGUACCCCUGUAAUAGAUUGUGUGGGGAGAACAGUUUCGAGACCUUGAGAAAACGUGUAGAACAGUGUGUUCUUCACUCGGAGUCAGUGUCACAAAAUAGACUAGGAAUUACUAAUAUGGCAACAAGCAGACGGAAAGCCAGUGAUGAGUAUAUGCCGCUACCAGAUGGUCAAGAGGCACAUUGGGAAGUUUGUGAGCGAAUAUUGUUUGUGUAUGCCAAACUGAAUCCUGGGCUUGGUUAUAUACAGGGCAUGAAUGAGAUAUUAGGGCCAAUAUAUUUCACAUUUGCUUCUGAUAAAGACAAUGAUUGUAAAGAGUUUGCUGAGGCCGACAGUUUCUUCUGUUUUACAAACUUAAUGUCAGAGAUUCGAGACAACUUUAUCAAAACACUUGACGAUUCACAAUGUGGAAUAGGUAACUUGAUGAAUCAGCUGAUGACUACACUGAAAGAGACAGACUCGACACUGUGGUAUAAACUGAAAGAACAGGACCUAAAGCCACAGUUUUAUGCCUUUAGAUGGCUCACACUUUUACUGUCUCAGGAAUUUCCCUUGCCAGAUGUGUUACGUAUCUGGGACUCAUUGUUUGCGGAUGAUAAACGUUUUAAUUUCCUGAUCAAAGUAGGAUGUGCAAUGUUGCUGUUGUUGAAACAGGAUUUACUCAUGGGUGACUUUCCACAUAAUAUGAAACUUGUUCAGAAUUUUCCAUAUACAACAAUUGAUGUUCAGGUUGUGAUAAAGAAAGCUGUGGAAAUCAGAUGAUGAAAAACUCAUUCAGGACUGUGAUAAUUAAAACAGAGAGUGCUGCCAUGUUGCCAUGUGAUUGCUCAAUGCAUGAAUAGAAAAGAACUGUCAGUGAGAUUAUAGAUUUCAUCACAAACUAGAACAUGUUGUGAUCUCAUGCUCACCCAGUCAGCCAUUGUAUAUACAUCUAUAUUUGUGUUAUGUAGAGCAUACCCCACCCACCUAUUAAUUCAUGUAUAACUUACAAAGAUAUUUGUCAGGAAACAUAAUAAUUCAAAUCGAGGGUUGAGCAGAAAACUGUUGCAGCUUGCUGAAUUUAAAGGAGAGUUAAUAUAGUUUUCCAUUAAACUCUCAUUCUUCCAUUUAACUCUCAUAUAAUAUGCUUGUUUUCAGCAAGCCCUUAUUAAAUCAGGAGGCUCGCUUUUGAAAUGUUGGAAAGCAACUUGUGUUACAAAGACCAGUCUAAAGAUUCUAGCAUUUAAUUAUUUUCAUUCAACUCCAUCUUUAAAUUGACCUAUGGCAGGGUAGAAGUCUUAGACUGGUCUACAAACUCAAGAUUUUUAUCUCAAACCCAUAGUUCAAGUAACAUGUUAGUCUUACUAACCUAUAGUUCAAGUAACAUGAUAGUCUUACAAACCUAUAGUUGAAACAACAUUAUAGUCUUACAAACUAUAUAGUUGAAGUAAAAUGAUAGGCUUACAAACUUGGUUGAAGUAACGUGAUAGUCUUACAAACCUAUAGUUGAAGUAACAUGUUAGUCUUACAAACCUAUAGUUCAAGUAACAUGAUAGUCUUACAAACCUAUGGUUGAAACAACAUGAUAGUCUUCAAACCUAUGGUUGAAACAACAUUAUAGUCUUACAAACUUGGUUGAAGUCUCACAAACCUGUAGUUGAAGUAACAUGUUACUCUUACAAACCUAUAGUUGAAGGAACAUGUUAGUCUUACAAGUAACACGAUAGUCUUGACACGUCAUGGUAUAUAAUUGUUUUGUAGUAUUUAAAACUGAAAAGAUUCUGUUUCGUUCACUGAUGCUUUUAAAUGAAAAUCAGAUUUUCUUUCACAUUUCUUAAUGAAGUUGGUAUGAAUGGGAGACUUUGGUCAGUUAUCUCCUUUUCAUACUCUAAAGUAAGUAGGUCCCUUUCAUUUGGAUUACUCUGUUGUUAUUGCUUUGUUAUUUGUCACAAUAUGAUGUAAAUGAAGCUAAGAUAUUGAUCAUCAUGUCUAUUGCUUUAAUAAUGCCUUUAGCUACAUGUUCUACAAACACUCUAGUGUCUAAUUUUGACAUUGCAGACAUUUAAUUUUACAACCAUGCAAGAUAUCUCACAUCUAAGAACUGAUAUCUUUAACACUAGACAAAACAGUGAUAAAGUCAGAGGAUUCCAAAUGACGGGACUAACUUACAGUUUUAUUAUCUUGGACAUAAUCCAAUAAGGGAGACAAUUUGAAGCUCACUUAGUUCCUCAUUGAAUAAAUAAUUGUGCAUAUUUUUUUAUCAAGUUAUAUGCAGGAGCCAUGCAGAGCUGGGGAACUAGGAUCUCAAUAUUUCUGUUGCCAAAUUCGGAUAUUUCUGGAUACAAAAAAAAAAGUUAUGAUAAACCUAUUUAUACUAUAUGAAUGAUAUUCAAUGAAAUGACACCAUUGAUAUGAAAUUUUACAUGUUGAGAUGUGACAUCCCUGGUCCCAUUGAUAAGAAAUAGAGAAUGAAAUAUGCAAUGCAAUCAUUAGAAAUUACUGUAUACAUGUAUAAGAAAACUGAUAUCAUUCCAUUACUUUAUGUUCCAUGUUUAAAGUUACUAUAACUAUUUUAUUUAUUUU
This is a messenger RNA of Mercenaria mercenaria, 3024 nucleotides long. RefSeq names its product TBC1 domain family member 13-like. Gene Ontology annotation, molecular function: GTPase activator activity. The transcript has 15 exons. The record is from RefSeq and is a predicted model, not a curated record. Lineage: Eukaryota; Metazoa; Mollusca; Bivalvia; Venerida; Veneridae. The coding region runs from base 46 to 1224 and encodes 392 amino acids. Gene Ontology annotation, biological process: activation of GTPase activity; intracellular protein transport.